Messenger RNA from Moesziomyces antarcticus, 762 nucleotides. RefSeq lists its product as uncharacterized. Gene Ontology annotation, biological process: mitochondrial outer membrane translocase complex assembly; protein insertion into mitochondrial outer membrane. The coding region runs from base 1 to 762 and encodes 253 amino acids. The transcript has 4 exons. NCBI's taxonomy places the organism in Eukaryota, Fungi, Basidiomycota, Ustilaginomycetes, Ustilaginales, Ustilaginaceae. The record is from RefSeq and is a predicted model, not a curated record. Gene Ontology annotation, cellular component: mitochondrial outer membrane.
AUGUUGGAUGUCGCUAUCUACGAGCGUCAGACGCCGCUGACAGUCAACAAUGCCGAGUACGAGAAGCGCUGUGGCUCAGGUAGUCCGCCCGACCAUGUUUGCUUCACCUUCCUCGCUGGUGACGCGUCGAACGUCGAUGUCUCGAUCACCAAGGGCGAAUUUGCCUACCCUGCCACUGAUGUACUGGUCAAGGACGAUGCAUAUCACGAUUUUACGAUCGACGAUACGAGCAAGAGCUUCUCGAUGUAUUGGAUGGAUACGCACGUCAUGCUCAUCUACAACCCCAUCGCUACGAAGAAGGGCUGCUACAAUCUCCAGGUUAUGGCACCCGACGACAGCAACGCCAGGAUCUGGGUCAACGACGGUAUCCUCGGCGAAGGCAUCGAUCUGGACUCCGAUCAGACAGACGUUCAUAGCCGCGACUUCUGCACCAAGUGGAUCCGUCCCCACUCUGAUUAUGGUUCCUGGUUGGGCGGGGAGGCAAUGAGUUACCUCGACGACGGCUUAGCGCCAACAUCGUUGAUGUCGCACCUAGCGCAUCGACAACAAUCACAACGCUCAUACGACGAUGCCUCGCAAUGGCAUACUUCCUCCAGCACUGCGAGUUCAAGCGAAUUUGACUCCGACGACGAACUCGCCCUCCAGCGCGAGUGGGAACAACAAGUGGACCAGUUCAAACUGCUCUUCCAGAUCGUAGUGUGCCCCUUUGUCGGCAAGUUUUUCGGUCGAAAGUUCGGAUACUUUUGUAAGUCACCCCCUUAG